GCAUUUGCGUCGUUCCAUAACUGUGUACAUGAUGAUAAAGAACCCACGACGGUGUAUCGGGUGUUGAUGCGAGUGGAGAAGGUCCUAAAAGGGAGGAAUUUGACGUGAGACGCGUAAAGGAAAUGAAUUUGACUCGGUGGACAUGUCAGUCUCUGGUCACUGGUCUCUGGUCACAGUGGAAGGUCAUGCUGUGCCGCUGGACCUUUGUUUUGUGUCUUCCUCUACGGCCGCUGACCUUAAUUUGCGAAAAUAGGAGUGGGUAGAAGUGAAAAAUGGAAAACUGUGAAGAGAGAAUAUUAGGAAAAAUGGCAGCAAAAAAGGACAAAUAAUGGAGAUAAUGCAACAAAAGCAGAGCAUGCGAGCAUGUAGCAGAAAGACCUGCAGCAUAUGCUUCUUGCUUGCAUGCAUAUUGGAUGUUGAUAAUGUUAUAACCUAAAGAAAGAUGAACAUAUUCAUUGGAAAAAGUAUCAAGAAUCUGAGAAGAAUGAAUAUACAUCACUGAAGUAGAAGAAUUAUCAACAAGUGAUUACGUUAAUAUGUAGAAAACCAUAAUCCAAAAUUAUCAGAAAAAGAAAGGUAUUAUCUGCUUAUCUACUGUGAAAAGUGGUCUGUGAUAUUGUUAUCAAAAGUGGUAAUGAAAAGGAUGGGGAUGACAGUGUUGAGAUGAAGAUAAAGGUAUAUGUAAGUGAAAUGUGUUAGAAAAAUGAGAUAAUCCAGAUUUAAUAAAGAUAUCUGUGCAACCAGAGAAAUCUUAAGCAUCAUUCAUUAACAUUUUUGUUAUAAAAAGACUGAAGAUAAAGAAAUUGUAAGAUCCAUUUAUAUUUAUAUAUACAUUCCUAUAUAUAAUGAAGAAAAACUUUGUGUUCAUUACCUUGAUUCUCAACUUGUUGUGAUAUGAUGAGUCAGUUACAUUCCAUGAAGAUACCAAUGCAUUCCACAAGUACCUGCAAAACAACCUAGGAUUUUUUUUCAAAUCGACCAAGCGAAUACUCUUCAUUCAAAAUGGAGCACAGCGAACUGAUUGCCGAAAUGGCAUAUAUUGAGAAACUAUCGACCCAAGAGCGCUUAAAGCUUGCUCGAAGGAGACGAAUGCAGCAGAUGAAGAAGUGGUCGCAGAAGGAGAGAGAAUUGGCAGGCAGCAAGAGGGAGAAAACAGCCCAGAAUGAAGCACAAAAGAGAAGGAGAGAAAACAAAAAGAGUGUGAAGUUCAUCAGCAAUGUCAUGUUGUUGGAGGCAGCUGCCAGGAAUGACAUAGAAGAAGUGCAGGCACUGCUGGAAGCAAAUGUGGAUCCAGACUCUACUAAUGAGGAUGGACUAACCGCUUUGCAUCAGUGUUGUAUUGACGAUUCUGAGGAAAUGAUGAGGCUGCUUGUCCACCAUGGGGCUAAUGUCAAUGCACAAGACUCAGAGAAGUGGACACCACUCCAUGCAGCAGCCACUUGUGGACAUCUUCACCUUGCCAAGUUCCUCAUUGCAAAGGGUGCAAAUCUUCUGGCUGUAAAUGCAGAUGGUAAUAUGCCAUACGAUAUAUGUGAAGACGAUGCAACGCUCGAUUACAUAGAAAGCGAGAUGGCUCGACGUGGUGUUACUCAGCGACUCAUUGAUGAGACUCGUUCAGCUACAGAAUCUCAGAUGUUAAAUGAUUUAAAAGAAAUGAAGGCUAGGGGUGAAAGCUUGAUGUACCGUGAUCAUCAGGGCGCUACUCCUCUUCACAUAGCUGCGGCCAAUGGCUACGUCAGAGUGGUGGAAUACCUGCUGAGUCAGAAUGUACCCACGGAAGUAAGGGAUCAUGAUGAUUGGUCUCCUCUCCAUGCAGCAGCUUGUUGGGGACAUCCGGAUGUGUUGGAGCUGCUGAUGCAGCACGGAGCAAACCUGCAUGCAAGGACCAAAAACCAGGAAACUCCAUAUGAUAUCUGUGAAGAUGCGGAACUUAGAGAAAGAAUUAUGCAGCUAAUUAAUGAACAGGAAACAAAGAGACUUCAUGAGCAGACUAGAAGGGUUCGACGAGCCCAUUCGAACACGAGAACACAGUCUGUUCGCCGAACAUCUAUUCGCGAGAAGACCUUAACACCAAAGAAAGAAGCCCAAGAGGAAGCUAGAAUUCGUCUCCAGCUUGAGAACAAGAAAAAACCUUUGCAGGAGGAUUCACCAGCUCUUGGAGGACUUCGUGCUGUAAGGGAGCGUGGAGACACAGCAGUUUUAACCACAUUCCCAGCUGUAAUUCCUGCGAAUAACAUCAACAACAACAACAAUGCUACAAAGGAGAACUUUUUGGUGGAAGAGGAAGAGGAGGAAUUAAAGAAGGAGAACAAGGAGAAGGAGAAAGAAGAUACAGGGAAGGAGAGUACUAUCCACGAAGAGGAGGAAAACCGAGCGCUACCCCCACCUGCUGUGGUUGUAAAGAAAGAAAAGGAGUUAGUGACAAGAUCCAGCAGUGGCAGUAGUUCACUAAAUGGUGGAGACAGAAGGGAAACCAACAGCCAAGAAAAAGAGAAAGUAGAAGAGUUGGUGUCAACCCCACCUGUUCCACCACCACGGAGCUCUUCUACCUCAAGACCAGACAUCAUAGCUACAACUGGGACUGUUAGUGGUGGAAAUGUAAAUGGGAGUGGGAUGGUCACUCACAGUGGAGAAGGGGGCAGUAAAAUAGAUAUCCAUGUUACUGUUACUGUCAACCCGUUUUCUCCUGGCACUCUAGCAGACCUUAAGAAGCAGCGGGCCAUGUCGCGAGCUUCCCAAAACUCUUACACACUGGCCCCAGCUUCCAGUACUUAUUCACUCUCCACACCAGAGUAUGAUUCCAGGUCACAUGGCAGGAAUCCAGAAUUCACAGCCUCCUCUGUCAGAGUAGACACUGUAACCUACAGACCACCUCCCUCCCCGUCGCUUACCCCGCGCAAGUUUUGUGGAGACCCAGCAGAGGUCAUAGGUGGGGUAGACACUCAGUCUUGCUGCAGCAUGAUGUAAGCUGGUGGACGUUAAAGAGAGAGAAUGUAUGACCAUAGGACACAAGUUGUGAUGGAAUGUGAGUGCGAUGAAGAAAUGUGCUUUGUAUAUUUUGGAGAAAAUCCUUAUUUUUUAGCCUGAUAUAGACCUUUCUGUCAACAUAUUCACUAUGGUGUAUUUUACUGUUGAUGACAGGGAAUUGAGAGGAAAGGACAUGAAAUACAAUUGAAAUUUUAGCUUCGAAGUAUGUUCAGGAAGUGCAUGGAAAAACAGGAGUGGUAUUAUUUACUAUGUAUAUGUAAAUGGUAAUGCAAAUCAAAAGUCAUCUUAAACCAGAGCCAUGUGAAAAUUCAUGAUGUUGCUAAGGACUGUAGUGAUGUACAGGGAUCCAAACCAAACAUUUCUAGCUGAAAUGUUUUCUGGGCAAGUACUAAAUGGAAGUGCCAAUAUGGAUAAUGUAAAGAGAUAUGAGAUGUAUAUAUUUUGACACAAAUAAGUAAGAAUUGCAUUUGUUUCAUGAAAUGGCUGAAGGUUAUAAAUCUUCCCAGGCAAAAAUGUUGAUAUAGCCAGUCCAAAAAGAAACCAGUAACUUUUAAUUAUUUUGAUGACAUAACUGUGAUGAAGAGAGAUCUUAAUGCAGCUGAGUUUUUGACUAUUUUAUCAUAAUACCAUAUUGAUAAACAGAUGAACAAUGCAGAACUUCUUGAAAUAGUGUAGAUUUUCCCACACUCACCCCCCAAAAAUAGUAAAUAAGAUAGUAAAAUAAAAGAAAUCGGGAGGCAUUGCUAACAUAGGAGUAUAGAUUAUGUAAUCUAAAGUUGAAUUAUUUGUUAAUUCAAAUGUUAUUUUACUGUAAGUAAUAUUACAGAUUAGAGUUAUGUGCAAUAUGGACAUGUGAAAAAGUAUGAGGCAUACAUAUUUUUCAGUGAGGAAAUAUGAAAUAUAGUUGAUAUUUAUAAAAUCACCUUAUUAGUACAUCAGGAUAACAGCAUACAUGGUUUGUUUUUUCGAUGUUUAUAUUUUGGACUAGAGUGUUUGUUUGACUAAGAUGUGGGCUGUGUUGCUUUUAAGUUCUCUCCCACGUGAAAUUUUUAAAAUGUUCAACAAAUUGUGAUAAGUUCGGCUGUCGAACACAAGUUUUUAACUAUUAUUGUGUAUAUUUUGAGGAUCAUUACUAACUUAAGAGCAUAGUCUUUUUCGUUUUCUUCCUUUUUUUUCUAAACACAACACUAGUAGAUUUUCCCUUUUUUAUUCAUUAUUAAGCUGAAGCAUCACGUCUUCCAUUAAUCAGGUCUUGAUGCUCAGUCAGUUUCAUAUUUUUGAUUGAUUCUAGACUGACUGAUGAAGAAACAUAUUUAGCAAUAUGAAAUAUUUAUAGUUUUAACAAGUGCCAGUCUACUGAAGAAAGAAAUUCAUCAAGGGUAUUAAGAUAAGUUAAUUUGUUGAGAGAGUAUGAAAACUUUGUUGGUAAUGAUUAAAAUGUAACCAUUAAUUGACCUAGAAAUAGCAUGGUAAUAUGUAUUUCUUGUUAACUUUUAUUAAUAUUGUUAGCAUGCUAUUAAAAUCUCAAAGGUAAUGGAAAGUUAAUCCAUCCUUUAUCAUAUUUUAUGACGUUAAGCUUUAAAAAGAGAGAGACUUAUUCCAUUAAAUGAAAUGAUAAUGUUAGCUUUUAAAAUGUGUGAAUGAGUAUUUUUUACGUUAUUUUGUCCUUCAGUUUUGCUAUAUUGAGUGAGAAAAUAUUACUUUUUACAUUUUGCUAAAUAUUUACAAGAUUGAUCGGAAACUUAUGCUGUAUGAGAUAAAUUUAUGAAGUUAAUACUAAUGGCAAGAUAAACAAAAUAACACCACUAGAUUGUUGCUCUAUAAAACCUAAGGAUUACCUUCCAGACCCUGACUUAAGUAUUAGCCUUUUGAAUUUAACCCAUUGUUGCCAUGCCAUGUCUACCACGAUUUUACUGAUUUUGUCUAAACGUAGAUGGCUCCACAAGAGCUUAGUCACCAAGAAGCCAAAUUACUAAUCCUACUCAUCUCUUUUGUUUAUCAUUUUUCUUGAUAUUGGGAAAGGUACUUUUUUUUUCUUAUUGCUGUUAGUAUUUUUAACAUUACAAUAUUCACACUGUCAAUGAUAAUAUUAAGUAUUGAUAUUAAUAGCAUUAGAAAAAAAAUCCUAAAAAUUCAAGGAAUGGGGAAAUUAGUUAAGGUCAUAUAGGGCCUACUAUUUGAUUUCGUGGUAUCUGAGCACUUGCGGAGCUAUCAAUAUGUAAACAAAAUUCACUAAACAAAAUUAUGGUGAAUAAUACAUGUGCCUGGUGCCAAUGAGUUAAGCCUCAUUUUUUUUAUACUGGAUUGUGCUUAAAGAUGCUAGAAUCUAUGGAAGCUGAAUAAACACACAAUAAAAUGCCAAUUUUUUUUCAUAUUUUUGAUUUGGGUAUUUUUUAUCUAUAUGCUCUCGUGCUCUGAGUUUUUUUUCUGAUCUAAUGUACAAAGUAUCUCUUGCCUUAUUUUCUUGAUUUAGAUACAGACCUUGGUUUAAUCCAGAUGGAAUUAGGUAAAAGAAUCUUGCAAUGAAUACUUUUCACGUAAAAAAGUAUGUCUUGGAAAGAGUUUCAAAAUAACUGGAGUAAAGAUAGGACAGCAAGAUUUAAUAAACUAGUUAGGCUAAUGUUAGUAACUGAAAAUAAGCUUGCUUAUACUCUUAUCCAUUUGAUAGGAAAAAGAUGUAUCACUGAUGAUAAUUGCAUAUUACUUUAGUAUCUUGUUAAACAGGAUUGUAUUUAAAAUUGAAGAAUGAUGAAAUGAGUACGUGCACUUGUUCAGUUAAGCAUGUAUUCAUUUUGCAAAGUGAAGUACUUACUCUAACAAUUAUCUUAACUUGUUAUGAAAGCUGUAUUUGUGAUAACAUAGAAUGGCAGUUUGCAAAGAGUGUGAGUGAAUUUAAGCUAGGAUUAGAUAGGUACUUUGCCAAUAUGCACAUGUGAUGGAUUAAAAGAACUAAAUAUAUACAGUAUAUACUAUAUAUAUAUUAUUGACUGUUAAUCUGCAUGAUAUGCUAAUACAUAGAAUUUAGAAGUCAAAUGUUGAAUAUAAGUAGCAAUAAUAUUAACCAUUUGACACUGUUACAUUCCAGGGUUAUUUAUUUCCGAAAAUAAAAUUCAAGUAGAAUCCAUUUUGUAAAGUUUGAAAAUGUAGUAUAGAAUAAUUUUUUAAAGCAAGUUUGUGCAUGAACCUUUAAAAUAUUUGAGGAAUGGGCACAAAUGCUAACCAAAACCCACAGUAGGUAUUUGCUGUGCUUGACAUGAAUGGGAUUGUUUUUCUGUCUUUUCUCUCUUUCAAUUGUUUCCCCCUUUUCCCUCUUUCUAAAUUCAGAAUAAAGUGUCUUAUAAUAUACCUUCACAAAAGACUAAGUCCAUCGAUUGAGGCCUUAUAUCUAAGUGUUCAGUAAUAUAAGUUAAUUUAAUAAAAGAUCUGAAAAUUAAGCUAAUAAAGUUCAUUCUUGUUUAUGUUCUGUUUAAGUUAGAAUGAGAAAAGAUGCUGAAUGAAAUAUGAAUUGUAAGAUACGUAGCAUAUUAGGCACAAAUAAAUUUUACUAGAAAUAUAUUGCAAAAUAGUCAUUCAAUCAGUACAUGACACAAACUUCUUGGCAUUUUAAAGUCCUUCUUAUAGUGUUAGUUCCUAGAAAAAUGGGCUUAUUUUUUUAAUACUGGCAUCACUGUAAUGUUAGUUGGUGUUCUUGUACAACACACGCAUGAAAUUCUGAAAUGUAUUCCUAUAGAGUUGUCACCCAGCACAUUACCCUGUGAAUGUUGAAAUAUAUGUGUAUAUAUUGAUAUUUUAAGUAUGGUAAAGAAAAGAUUAGGAAAUAACUAGUCUCUUUUCACUUAGUGAAGUGCCACAAGGUUAAAGCAAUAACUGCUAUUGAGUGUCACUAAUUGUAUGAUAAUCAAUGUUAUACUUUUCUCAUAAUAAUAGUGCCAUAAAUGAAUAUAGAUACACUAAAAUAAUAAUUAUUUUGCAUUUGUCCAUCAUAAAAAUGUAAGAAUUUGGACUCAGAAAUACCUGAUUUUAGGCUUUCCUGUACUUCAAAAUGUUACUAUGAAAAGAUGCAGAGUGUAGUAAACUUUCAAUCUGAUUUUUGUUUUAAUAUAUUGGUUUGAAUUUUUGUGUCAUUCUUUUGCACAAUGGCUGAUUUCCUUGUUCAUACCAGUCCUUUUUGUGAGCAGAAUUUCCAUACAUGAAUACAAUGCUACUAUGCAUAGCCAAAAGGGUUAGCACCAUGUCAAUAUACAUAUGCAAAGUUAUGUUGUACUUAAUUUAAAACCUUAUUUACUUAACUGAAAUCUGGGAUCUUUUAGGUAUAUAUGCAAAAAAUGUAAUAAUUUACCAAUAGCUUAAAAUGUAAAAUAAGUUCACAUUCUGAUAAACAUUAAGUGAAUAUGAAUAUAUCUAGUAAAAUAUUUCACUGUACUUGAAUUUCAGUAACAAAGUAAAAAUGCAUGGCUAAGGUAGUUUAAUAAACUGCAUAUAUAUUUAUUGGAACUGUCUAGUAAUCAGGUAUAAGUACAUAAUACCUAUCGAUGCAAAUGUCUAUUACAUAACAAUAGAGCAUGGAUUGUCCUCAAGGAUAUUAGAACAUAUUCAGAGAGUUGAGAUGGUUAAUCUUAAUUAGAAAUUAUGUGACCAAUUAUUUCAUACUUUAUGGCGCUAUUGAGGUUAUGUUGUACAAAUUUGUAUACUCCUCUACAAUGGACUUUAUUGAGUAUAAACUGCAAAGAUACCUGUAUGCAGAAAUUGUAACUAUAAGGAAUAAUUAACUGCACAAAUAUAUAGGAAGAGAAGAAUCCAGUGUAUCCUAUCUGCAAUGCAUGAACUGAUCUAUGUAUCUAAUGUGUGUAUAUAUUAGUGUGGCCUUACCAUGUAGGUAUGCCAUGUUGUUAUGAUUUGUUGUGGCCCUACUGCUAAAUAAUAAUAAUCAAAUAUAAA
Penaeus vannamei (Pacific white shrimp) is the source of this 7926-nucleotide messenger RNA. The record is from RefSeq and is a predicted model, not a curated record. NCBI's taxonomy places the organism in Eukaryota, Metazoa, Arthropoda, Malacostraca, Decapoda, Penaeidae.